AUGGGGAGGGCGGGCCCUAGAGCGCCGCUCCUCCCCAAAACUAGGAUUUGGAGCCUCACGUUCUCCCAGAAAAAACCUGUGGUUGCCAGGCCAGGGGCGGCGCCCAGGUGCGGAGGGGGCAAGGUACGGGCGUCUGCCGUCGCUAAGUGCCCCCUUCCACUUGAGGCACACCUUCGCCUCCGAUCCCGAACCGCCCGGGGACAGAGGCAAGUGGCAAAGCGGGGAGGGCGAAGGACUCCGCCGCCGCUCAGGAUGCCUGAGGGCCCGGAGCUGCACUUGGCCAGCCAGUUUGUGAACGAGGCCUGCGGGGCGCUGGUGUUCGGCGGCUGCGUGGAGAAGUCCUCUGUCAGCCGCAACCCCGAGGUGCCCUUUGAGAGCAGUGCUUACCGCAUCUCAGCUUUAGCCCGCGGCAAGGAGCUGCGCCUGAUACUGAGCCCUCUGCCUGGGGCCCAGCCACCCCAGGAGCCCCUGGCCCUGGUCUUUCGCUUUGGCAUGUCCGGCUCUUUUCAGCUGGUGCCCUGCGAGGAGCUGCCACGCCAUGCCCACCUGCGCUUUUACACGGCCCCGCCUGGCCCCCGGCUCGCCCUGUGUUUCGUGGACGUCCGCCGGUUCGGCCACUGGGACCUUGGGGGCAAGUGGCAGCCAGGCCGCGGGCCCUGUGUCUUGCAGCAGUACGAGCAGUUCAGGGAGAAUGUGCUACGAAACCUAGCAGACAAGGCCUUUGACCGGCCCAUCUGCGAGGCCCUCCUGGACCAGAGGUUCUUCAAUGGCAUUGGCAACUAUCUGCGGGCAGAGAUCCUGUACCGGCUGAAGAUCCCACCCUUUGAGAAGGCCCGCUCGGUCCUGGAGGCCCUGCAGCAGCGCAGGCCGAGCCCAAAGCUGACCCUCAGCCAGAAGAUCAAGGCCAAGCUGCAGAAUCCGGACCUGCUGGAGCUAUGCCACUCAGUGCCCAAGGAAGUGGUCCAGUUGGGGGGCAAAGGCUACGGGUCAGAGAGCGGGGAGGAGGACUUUGCCGCCUUUCGAGCCUGGCUGCGCUGCUAUGGCAUGCCAGGCAUGAGCUCCCUGCAGGACCGGCAUGGCCGUACCAUCUGGUUCCAGGGGGAUCCUGGACCCUUGGCACCCAAAGGGCGCAAAUCCCACAAAAAGAAAUCCAAGGCCACACAGCUGAGUCCUGAGGACACAGUGGAGGACCCUUCGCGUCCAAGCAAGGCCCUUUCCAGGACACGAAGGGCAAAGAGAGACCUUCCUGAGAGGACGGCAACUCAGCGGCCUGAGGGGACCAGCCUCCAGCAGGACCCAGAAGUUCCCACAGUGCCCAAGAAGGGGAGGAGAAGCGGGAGACAGGCAGCUUCUGGCCACCGCAGACCCCGGAAGGUCAAGGCUGACACCCCAUCCUUGGAACCGGAGGGGACCUCAGCCUCUUAGCAGCAGGAGGGUCUCCUUGCUGCACUCACCCUUUCUUGUCUUGCCCUGAAUCUGGGGGUCUGAAUUCUUGGGAGCAGGCAAUAUCUGAAGGUGCAAACAGGCCCUACAGCUGUUGCCUGCACAACUCUCAUGUUUUUAAUUGUACCCCACCUUCCACAUCUUUAAAGCUCAUGUGAAAAAUGCUGCAUUUUGGCCGGGCGCGGUGGCUCAAGCCUGUAAUCCCAGCACUUUGGGAGGCCGAGACGGGCGGAUCAUGAGGUCAGGAGAUCGAGACCAUCCUGGCUAACACGGUGAAACCCCGUCUCUACUAA
Messenger RNA from Piliocolobus tephrosceles (Ugandan red Colobus), 1736 nucleotides. RefSeq names its product nei like DNA glycosylase 1 (gene NEIL1). The record is from RefSeq and is a predicted model, not a curated record. Gene Ontology annotation, molecular function: DNA-(apurinic or apyrimidinic site) endonuclease activity; damaged DNA binding; zinc ion binding. Lineage: Eukaryota; Metazoa; Chordata; Mammalia; Primates; Cercopithecidae. Gene Ontology annotation, biological process: base-excision repair. Gene Ontology annotation, cellular component: nucleus.